Messenger RNA from Aspergillus wentii DTO 134E9, 1078 nucleotides. RefSeq lists its product as uncharacterized. NCBI's taxonomy places the organism in Eukaryota, Fungi, Ascomycota, Eurotiomycetes, Eurotiales, Aspergillaceae. The record is from RefSeq and is a predicted model, not a curated record. The transcript has 2 exons. Bases 80 to 757 code for a protein of 225 amino acids.
GUCGGAAAUUCGGAUCUUCGCGUAUAUUUUCCAGCCAGACCCCCAGCCUUGCCCGUCUUCUCGAGGAAACCCAUUUACAAUGUCGCCCAUACGCAGGAUUGUGCCAGCCACUGCUGCCACUGGUGCCAUUAGUGUAGGGUUUGGCAUAUUCUACACAACGUCCGACAUCAAAUCAACACCCGUCUCUGCAACUGACCCUAUCUUCAAUUCCAACUUCUACAAGAGGUAUAAUCCCAACGACAAUCCGCCGAUCCAUGACUUGCACGUCAUCAGACUGCCAUUGAACCAAAUCGACUCCACGCUGCUGCAGGAUCCGAACAAGCUGCUCGAAAGAUACUGUGGGGGGAUAUGGGCAGGAGCUGGAUUCACUCCACAAAGAAUCCUUCACACAUGGUUCGAGCAGCCAAACGCGAACAAGUCACAGCUUUGGUCCCGUGCCGAGCUGCUACAGUCUGAUUACAAGAUAGACACUGAUAUCGCGGGAAACUUUGAGGUGGUCGAUCGGUCAGAAGAAUCCAUUCUCAUUCGUGGCGGCGAUAAAACAUCCAACCGUGGUCUGCGUGUUCUCGAUGGAUUGAUCGAGCUUACUGCUCGCAUUGACAGGGAAAGGGAUGUGGCAGAGUUUGGGUUCAAAUCGCUUUUCUUCCAAGGAGCUGGAACAACGAGGGAGCUUCCGAUGCCUGGGCCUGUGGUAUGGUUGCAUGAGCUGUAUGCGAAGAUUCUGUUGAGAUCGGGUGUACGUUAUGUCCUCGGAUAGGGAUGCAAACUGGACUAUCAUUUUUGAUAUUCUACAAAGUAUACUUGCUCCCCGAAAAGCACGGAACCAGACAACCAGGCAAAUCCCUCGCAAUAAGACAUUUGAACCGCCAGCCCGUGCAAUGGCCUGCAAGCAGUACCUUGGGCUCCAGCUUUUUCAGAUCCGCCAUUGUAGCGUUCAGUUUGGCCUCGUCGGCAUCCGCCAGGUGAUACCCACCCACAACGCAGUACAAAGGGCUGCCACUGCCGAGUUUAAUCGCAUCCCGGCAAGUAUUCACGAUCCCAGCAUGACCGCAGCCGGUGAAGACAACGAGUCCCUUGC